CAUCACUCACUGGUGAGCAAAACGAUAAAUCAUCAUCAUCAAACAUGGCCGCCGCUCAUCUCAAAAACCCAUCUGUGCUACAGCAAUACCUGGCGUAUCUAACGUGGUUUAUGCUGAUCGUAUUACUUAUAGCACCCUCAAUAUUCGUAUCUUCGGAGGACAUUGUGAAGACUCCAGUAACGACUGCUUUGGACACUUACGUUGAGCGACCUUACUGCACUUUCUUUAAUAAUCGAAAACCAGAAUUCCAACCGAAUCUCAAGAAUUGCACUUGGUACCAGGACAACUGCUGUUGCCGACAGGUCGAGAUUGAAGUUGCUUUCGGUAAGGUAAAAGCUCUGCAGGGUUCAACUCCAGCCUGUCAGAAAUACAUUAACUAUCUGAUUUGUUACAUCUGCGCUCCGACACAAUACGAGUUCUACGUUCGGCAGAGACUAAUGGUGUGCCGGGAAUUCUGCGAUCUUAUCUUCGACAACUGCAAACGCGCUAUUCUCAAGGGGUCUGAAAUCGGGGAGCUUUAUAAGAACGGGACGCAUUUCUGUAAGAGUCGGCGCUUUGAAGUCACCCCUCUUUCAUCCGGAGGAUGUUUUUACUUCAAUGACACAAUGGAUACGUCAUCAGAUGGUGUCAUAACGCAUCCUAUUGCUGUAUAUACUCUAUCAGCAGCUGCGAUGAUCAUAAUGAUGAUAGUGAAUUUUUGAGAUAGCAUUGGACUUGCGGGCUCAGCCUUCCCAUGAGAUAUAAACAACUCUAAACUCUAACCAAUAGAAAUAGGAAAUGCCAACGGGAAGAAAGUGGUGUUUUUCGAGGCGAUUCCGAAAACAUUUUUUCAUGGGGGCGGCCCCUUCCUGUUACUUAAACUUUUACAUCUCCUCUUGGUGUUAACAACCGUCAAGAGAAACACCUUGAGUUGUCAUAUUUGCCCCGGGUCUCAUUCUCCGGAUGUUGUGGAGUAUCUCUCGAACGGGACUCAUUCUGAUGAUUGAUGACCUCGGGGUCUCCUGAUGUUGGUAAAAUAUACCUCGAAGGGGAAUCGUGUGAUGAUCGUCUGGGUCUCAUUCUCCUGAAGUUGGUGAAAUUUACCUCGAAGGGGACUCAUUAUAAUAGACAUUAACUAUGGUGUGGCCAUCUUGAUUUUACUCCGACUCAUUGUAACCAAACUGAGGCUGGACGAAAUAUUAAACUGGUGCCAUGUUUGCGCAAUGAGUGUUAGCAUUCGUUACUGUUGUUAGAAACGGGAAACAUGUGAUAAAAGUCUAUUUGGUCUCAUCCUGAUGCCGGUGAAAUACCUCGAAAGGGACUCAUAUUGAUGAUGAUGGUCUAACCUCUAAAACAAUACUAUCUCGUUAGAGAGAUUCAUUCCCGAUCGAAACUCAUAUCACCCCGUGAGGAUGGACAUUUAAAUAGUUUGUAAUUUGUAAUGACAAAAGUAACAGCCUAAAGACGAAAGUGCUGAACAAUGUUGUCUAGGAGCAAUAUGUACUGCAUCAUACAUUUUAUGUUAAUGCUUUGACAGUGUCGAAAGUAAGCCAGUAUAGCUAAUAAUUGAGUGUGGCAAGUGAAAAUGUGCAAAUAAAGUGAGAAGCUCUUGUGAAUAAAUUGCCGUACACUCCGGGCAAUUGCACUCAUGACCAAUUUGUUGGGUCAGGGUAACCCGGAUUACGUGUUAAAAUGACCCCAGAGUUGGUCGAACUGAAGCAAGUAUCCUAGGUCCUUCCGCUGCUCAUUAUAGUGUAUUCGAAAUGAAGAUAUUUCUGCCUGCACCGCUCCAGAUUUUCGGCAAUAUCUCAAAAACAAAUUAAUGAAAAAAGAAAAUUAGCAGUCAAAAUUGCACACAAUGUAAAUUAUUAACGAUUUUUUACAACUAAAUAUUUAUAAGUAAAAUAUCCACCAAAUUUCCGCGCAAAAUUUAAUUCUUGAACGUACAGUACAUGUCUGUUGGUCGCAAGUAUAAUAUUUGAUAGUUAAGCCUUUUUAAAGUAAGUUUAAGAAUGCAAAUUGUAGAAAUUAAGUUGAGGCGGAAGUGUAUAAAAUCGGUAUUUAAAAUAUUUAAAAUUAUUUUAGUUUGGUGUAAAUUGUGACGACGUUUUAGCUUUUAAACAAAAAGUAAUGUUUUGUACUGAAAUAUUAAAUGGCUGAAAUGUGUUGUUAAAAAUAUAAAGGAAACAUAUGUGA
Asterias rubens (European starfish) is the source of this 2175-nucleotide messenger RNA. RefSeq lists its product as uncharacterized. NCBI's taxonomy places the organism in Eukaryota, Metazoa, Echinodermata, Asteroidea, Forcipulatida, Asteriidae. Bases 45 to 701 code for a protein of 218 amino acids. Gene Ontology annotation, molecular function: signaling receptor activity. Gene Ontology annotation, cellular component: external side of plasma membrane. The transcript has a single exon. The record is from RefSeq and is a predicted model, not a curated record.